CACGAGAUAAAACCAAAAAGACUUGUCUUCUUCAUUUGGCACUUCUGUGUGCAGAUAAUUAAGUAACUACACUGAAUCUCAGUUUGGUAACUCACAUACCAUGGAGAUAUCACAAAGUUGGAGCAAAAUUAGUCCUCAGCUCCAUAGCUCACACUCCUUGGAGAUUUCAUUAGGAGAAAGAGGGCAUCUACUAGCAGUGGAAAUGAAUGAUAUUAAAGGUGCAACAGAAACUAAGAUUGAGGUUAGGGAACUGAACAAGGUAUCAGAUAAGGGUGAUUCUAUACUGAAGAGUGUUAGAGUUGACAUAACAAGAGGAGUAAUCAUGGGGAUUAUUGGCCCCAGUGGUAGCGGAAAAUCAACAAUUUUACGAGCGCUAAAUCGAUUAUGGGCCCCUAAGGGCACUGUUUUUCUUGAUGGUACUGAUAUUUGUGAUCUGGAUGUGCUCUGUCUUCGUCGUAAGGUUGGCAUGUUGUUCCAGCUUCCAGUUCUCUUUGAAGGUACAGUGGCAGAUAAUAUACGUUACGGGCCAAAACUCAAGGGAAAGAAACUAAGUGAUAAUGAGGUUUACAAGUUGCUGACUUUGGCUGAUCUAGACUCAUCUUUCUUCAACAAGUCAGGUGGGGAACUAUCUGUUGGCCAAGCACAGAGAGUUGCACUUGCCAGAACCUUAGCUAAUGAACCAGAGGUUCUGCUAUUGGAUGAGCCAACUAGUGCAUUAGAUCCAAUAUCAACACAGAAUAUCGAGGACGUUCUAGUAAAGCUCAAGAAGGAUCAGAAGAUGACAAUUGUGAUAGUUUCUCAUAGCAUCAAGCAAAUACAGAGAAUAGCUGAUAUAGUGUGCCUGCUGGUUGAUGGGGAGAUUGUGGAAAUUAUAAAGCCUGAUCAACUCUCUGAAGCUAAGCAUCCCAUGGCACUAAGAUUUCUUCAACUCAGCUCCUAGUGUAUUUUAGGCGAAAAGUAGAACCAGGGACAAGGAAAGUACAUCAAGGCACGAACUAGCGGAGAAGCAUGAUAAUGGUUAGCAAGAGAGAUUCAAGUCACCAAAAUAUGGAAGAAUCUCAACCCAUUCGAGUGAGCCAAUCUUAACUGAGGUUAAUUUAGCUACUGAAACUACGUGUAGAAAAAUACACUUUAAUAAAAAAGGUAUUUUACCUCCCACGA
Molecule: messenger RNA, 1161 nt
Organism: Solanum lycopersicum (tomato)
Lineage: Eukaryota; Viridiplantae; Streptophyta; Magnoliopsida; Solanales; Solanaceae
Source: RefSeq, a predicted model, not a curated record